AUGGCUACCCCUCAUGAACCGAAAAUCGAGACACUCGAAAAGAUCAUAGGCCAUACCUUCUCCCUAAAACAUUUGAUACGUCUGGCUCGCACCUCAGCAGGUGCUAAUCCGGACAAUUACGAUGGGAAUAGGAAACUAUCCCAACUGGGUGCCUCUCUGGUUGACUCUGUUCUGGCUAUCAUAGUAUUCUUCAUAGGUGGCAGUAGAGGCAAAUACUAUGCUGCCGCGAAGCGGACUGGUAUCGACGAUUGCAUAGACUACGAUAAGCGCACCGGACCAGAUUCGCCGGAGGUUCUUCGCAAAGCGAUAAAUGCCAUUAUAGCAGCCGUGUUUCUUGAUACCUGGAACAUCAAGUCAACAGUAGUUGUCAUUCUAAGGAUUUUUUUCCAGACGAGCGGCGACAGAAUGUUUCAGGAACUCCCUUCUGUCUCACCUGCUACUGUGGAAGCUCUCGUAUCUAUUUCGAAGAUGAUACUAGCUCUCAACGCUGGAGUGAUUAAUCCUUCGGUGCUAAUUAUCGAGCAGUCAGCUACGACUCUUGAGGUCUCCCCAAUGAUACACAGGUUCCUGGAACAAGGCAGCAAAGAUCCGCCUCUCUCAUCAAACGCGGAGCGCAUUGUGACGGAGAAGGAGUCAGUCACAGAGAGCCUAUCUCAAUUUCUCCGAGAGGAAAUAUGGUCAUCGGACGGAGACCUGAGCCGCAAUGGAACUGAAACUGAAGCCGAGCAUGACUCGAUGGCGAGGAUUUCGAAUGGGCCGAAUGCUCCGUCAACACCAAAGGGGGUCAGGUGGCACGCCGCCCGAGAGAACCCCACAAUGACAGUGAAACAUCCGUGGUUACACCUGCGUCGAAGAGAAGGCGCAGGGCUGCAAGCACUAAUGUCUCCAUCUUGCAUGAAUAUGUCUCCGCCCGAAUAUAGCUAUUUCUCCCCUGCUAUAAUGACAAGGGCCCUUCAGCUUGAGAAGGGCUCGCUCGGGAACCUUAUCAUCCUUUUGAUAACAAUUGCUAGUCCUCAAUCAAUAGUGGCUCUGCGCGAGAUGAUGUGCUGUGCGAGAGCUCAGAAGACGGUUGAUUCGCAUCGCCUGGCCGUGAACGUCACGAAGAGGCGAAGAUAUGAGAUGAUUAAAGAGCUCGACCAGAAAAAUGCACUUCUCCGACUGCUCCGUUGGUAUCACCUUCUCGAACUAUUCGAGCAAUGUGGUGGUUCUCGGACCCGUUACAGCAUGGGAUAUGUAAACAUGACAUCUGCGGAUUUCGAACAUCCGAAACGGGGAGCAGGAAACCCUAGCAGGAAAGAUGAUGCUAAGGUGGCGCAAGCGAUGAUGAAGGAGUUAUUCCCCGACCUAAGUCAUACAAGUCCUGUGUAUGCCCAGGAGUACGUUGCCAUCAAGCAUUACCGAAAAGUGGGACAGCGACUCUAUAUACUCACCGACCGGUUCGGUCCCGGAAUCCUUGGUCUCACUUUGGACCCCACUCAUGAGUCGGAGAUAUCAGAUACCAUGCUGUUAAAUCCGAGAAAUGAGACAUUUCGUGAUUUUGUAGAUCUCCUCGAAGAAUCGCAUGGACAAUGGCUGAGGAGAUGCAGCGAUGCAGCUUUCUUGUUGCUUCGCCCAUUGCUCGAGUUUACCCUCGACAGCACCGCGCCUUUUCGUUUGGAGCUUACGGAUCCCGAAUGCAUUUGCAUGCAGCCUAAGUGCUCAGAGUCUCUUCUGAAGCUUAUUGCCUAG
Aspergillus luchuensis is the source of this 1728-nucleotide messenger RNA. RefSeq lists its product as uncharacterized. The record is from RefSeq and is a predicted model, not a curated record. Lineage: Eukaryota; Fungi; Ascomycota; Eurotiomycetes; Eurotiales; Aspergillaceae. Gene Ontology annotation, biological process: RNA processing. Gene Ontology annotation, molecular function: ribonuclease III activity. The coding region runs from base 1 to 1728 and encodes 575 amino acids. The transcript is spliced from 5 exons.